This is a messenger RNA of Nerophis lumbriciformis (worm pipefish), 870 nucleotides long. NCBI's taxonomy places the organism in Eukaryota, Metazoa, Chordata, Actinopteri, Syngnathiformes, Syngnathidae. The record is from RefSeq and is a predicted model, not a curated record.
AUGGAGACUCCGGUGCAGAAUAAGGCCAAGGAAUCGAUGCAGAAUCAAGACGAGAUCAAGAUCGCGAGUUCGAUCACCGUCCAGGGUUUGCCGUGGGACGGUGCUUCGAGCUUCUUGCGCGGCCCGGCCCAGGCCCCGGCGCGAAUUCGCGAAGCCCUACUCAGUCCGGCGGGCAACUUGUCAGCGGAAACCGGUGUCGAUCUGGGCGCCGAUCGGCGCUGGCGAUUGGCCGAUGACUUGGUCUUGAGCAGUGAUCGCGCCCAGGUACGCCAGCAAAUCGAGCAAUCGGCCGUCGAAGUUCUGGCCGGCAGAGGCCGGCUGUUGUCGCUCGGUGGCGAUCACUCGGUCACCCACCCUUUGCUGCGCGCCCAUCGUCACAUUGGCCGGACCUCGAAGUGCUGACAUCUCGACGCUCACGCCGACCUCUACGACGAACUCGACGGCCAGCGCAACUCCCACGCCUCGCCCUUCGCCCGAGCGCUAGAAGACGGAUGCAUGAAGCGACUCGUGCAAGUCGGUGUGCGCACCCUCAACCCCCAUCAACGGCGCCAGGCCGAGCGCUUUGGUGUCGAGGUGUUGGAAAUGUGCGAUCUGCCCCGCGCCCUGCCGCGGUUUACCGGCCCGGUCUACCUGUCGAUCGAUCUCGACGUCCUCGACCCGGCCUUCGCCCCCGGCGUCUCCCACCACGAGCCCGGCGGCAUGAGCACCCGCGGCCUGUUGCGCAUCCUGCACGGUCUCGACGCCCCGGUCGUCGGCGCCGACAUUGUCGAGCUGAAUCCCGCAAGAGAUGUCCGCGGCAUCACCGCCGCGGUGGCCGGUAAAUUGCUCAAGGAAGUGUUGGCCCUGAUGCUCGCAGAUCUGCCGGGUUAG